This is a messenger RNA of Penicillium antarcticum, 2226 nucleotides long. RefSeq names its product putative metalloreductase transmembrane component. Lineage: Eukaryota; Fungi; Ascomycota; Eurotiomycetes; Eurotiales; Aspergillaceae. Gene Ontology annotation, molecular function: ferric-chelate reductase activity. Gene Ontology annotation, biological process: copper ion import; iron ion transport; intracellular iron ion homeostasis. The record is from RefSeq and is a predicted model, not a curated record. The transcript has a single exon. Gene Ontology annotation, cellular component: plasma membrane. The coding region runs from base 1 to 2226 and encodes 741 amino acids.
AUGUUGGAAUCCGCUGUAUCCCUCGUCAAGAGGAUCAAGGUCCCGGUCACAGCCUCGACUACCCCGGCCGAGGCAGCUGAAAUGCAACGAGAUCCGUGGUCUAAAUCAGCCAAAUAUGGAGUUGGAUUUGUUUAUUUCGCCGUCGUGCUGCUGGUCAUUACGACUUUCAUCCGAUGCUGGCAUAUCUGGGGCGACAAGAUGCGCAUUGCCUUUCAUAAAGAAAACCGACCUCAGAUCUUCCGUGACGAUUCAGUGCCAGAUGAAUAUGAGCUACCGAGUGCCGGAACCGAUGCUUCCAAUGCCCAUUUCUUUCCGUCGCCAAAUGCAAUCUCUGCUCCAAAGAGACAUGAAUCGCUUCUCGCCAAGAUUGUUCCCUUGAAUAAGGCAAUCGCCUUCAUGCGAUGGAUCUUCUAUAGACCAAUGCCAGUCUUCAAGUUUUGGAAAUUUGAGGUUGUUUUUCCUUCUUUGUCAGUCACAGUCAUUGUGCUGGCUGCGCUGAUCUUUGUCACGCUGUACUGUUUUGUGCCUCAACCGUUAUACUACUGGUCGAUUGCCCUCGGAUCACCCCCGUUAGCCAUUCGGUCAGGUAUGCUUGCAGUUGCCAUGGUUCCUUGGAUUGUUGCACUCAGUACCAAGGCAAACUUCAUCAGUAUGAUGACUGGCCUUGGCCCUGAGCGGUUGAAUGGGCUGCAUCGCUGGUCUGCCUAUAUCUGCCUCUUUCUCUGUCUGGUUCACAUGAUUCCGUUCUAUAUAACUCCAAUUUGGGAGGAUGGCGCCUUGGUCAACUAUCGCACAGGAAUUCCUCCACACGUCUAUGUGUAUGGAACCGGGUUCGCAGCCCUGAUUCCUCUGCUGGUCUUGUGUCUUCAUUCCCUUCCUAUUUUCCGCCACUGGAUGUAUGAGCUGUUUGUGUUUGUUCAUAUUCCAGUCUCGUACAUCUUUGUGGCCUUUUUGUUCUGGCACACACGAAACUACCUCUCGUCAUGGGCCUAUCUCUUCACCACCAUCGCCAUUUGGAUGAUUACUUACAUCAUCCGCCUGUUCUACCUGAACUGGACCAAUCCUUUGCGCAUGUCAUCCUUCCUGAUUGGAGAAGAAUGUGCCAUUACCCUUCUUCCGCAGAAUGCCGUCAAAGUUACUAUUCCUACAAAGAUGCGAUGGCGCCCUGGACAGUAUGUCUACCUUCGACUGCCAAGGAUCUCAGUCCUUCAGAGCCAUCCUUUCACAAUCUCCUCGCUCUGUAGUGAUGAUUUCCCUUCUGCCUAUGGCGAGAAGUACCGCGACCUGACACUUGUCUUCCGUCCAUUUGGUGGUUUCACAAAGAAGGCAUUCCGCAAGGCCUUAAAGCAUGGCCCUUACAAGACCUACAGCGCAUUUUUAGAGGGGCCAUAUGGUGGUAUGCAGCGUGAGAUGGCUGCCUUUGACGAUGUGAUCUUCUUUGCCGGAGGUAGUGGUAUCACUGCCAUUGCAAGUCAACUGCUGGAUCUUAUCAAGAAGAUUCGAGAUGGCAAAGCUAUCACCAAAUCAGUCAAAGUCAUUUGGGCAUUGAAGAGCCCAGAGACAAUGUCAUGGUUCCAAGAAGAGUUGCGUAUCUGCCGUGACUAUGCGCCCUCGAACAUUGUAAAUUGUCAUUUCUUCCUCACUGGCGUGAAGCAAGAUGAUCAAUUUGGGCGAGACACGGUCCAGGAGAAGAUCUACGGUAUGCUUCAAGGAAUCGAUAAGCGUAACUCUGCCUAUAUUCGCGCCGAAGCUGCUGGUAAUCCGGACAUUGAAAAAGAACUGCGCCGCGAGAACGAAGAUGGCAUUACUGCUCUUCCUAAUGCUUACCCAGCUACUCAUGCGCCUAACACCCGACAGUACUAUCAACCAGCAAUGGACCCAUAUGCUUCGCCUGCAUCUGCUGGAUCUGUCAAUCCUCAGUUCGACUUCGGGUUUGGCACACCACAAGCAGUGCCACAAAGACCGCCACCAUCACCAGCACCACGCUUUGCGUAUUAUCAACCACGAGCGCGAGACAACUGGCGCACCGACUACUUUCGUCCCAACAUCCCUGAAAUGAUCAACGAAUUUUCGAAGACCUUCGGCCGCCGAGCAUGUGUAUUUGUCUGCGGUCCUCCAAGUAUGCGUGUGGAAGUAGCCAAUGCAGUGGCCAAACUCCAGCUGCAAGUCAUGAUGGAUUCAUCGAAAGAUGAGAUCUUCUUGCAUGCUGAGAAUUAUAACAUCUAA